Messenger RNA from Rubroshorea leprosula, 906 nucleotides. The record is from the annotation of a GenBank genome assembly. NCBI's taxonomy places the organism in Eukaryota, Viridiplantae, Streptophyta, Magnoliopsida, Malvales, Dipterocarpaceae.
GUACCUAACUAGUCAGUUAACAUAAAGAAAAUAUUCUCAAUGAAUCUUCUUACAACUCUCUUCUUUGGAUUUCUCAGUCUUACUGGCUUCUGCAAUGGAAUCUGCAUGGAGGAGGAGAGGCAAGCCCUCUUGGAGUUGAAGCAGGGUCUGGUCGAUCAUGCAGAUCGCCUCUCCUCGUGGGUUGCUAGCAAUGGAGAAUGUUGCAAAUGGAAGGGAGUCGUCUGCCAUAACCUGACCGACCGUGUCCUCCAACUCCACCUCAGUGCUCCCACUCAAAUUGUGGACUUGUAUGAUUCUGUGACAUUACAACUAUUCGGUAAGAUAAGUCCUUCUUUGCUGCAUUUGAAGCAUUUGAGUUAUUUGAACCUCAGCAACAAUGAUUUUGGAGGAAUUCAAAUUCCCAAGUUCUUUGGUUCUUUAAAGAGCUUAAAAUUCCUUGACUUAAGCAACGCAGGAUUUGCAGGGAAGAUUCCUCCACACCUUGGGAAUCUCUCCAAUUUGCAGUAUCUCAGUCUUCGUGAUAACGAUUUGUUGCAUGAUGAGAAUCUUCAUUGGCUCUCCGGUCUUUCCUUAUUAAAACACCUUGAUUUGAGUUUCAAUAACCUUAACAAGGCCUCCAAUUGGUUUCAUUUCGUAAACACCCUUCCUUCCUUAUUAGAAUUACACUUGGCUGGCUCUCAUCUCCCCAAGGGACAAGCUGAGGCUUUUUCAAGUGAACUUGGUUAUGCUUGAUCUAUCAGCCAACAAUUUUGAGGGUUCGAUCCCUUGUGGUCUUCAAAAUCUAACUUUUUUGAAAUACCUUGAUCUGUCAAACAAUUAUUUUAAUUCUUCAAUACCUGACUGGUUAUACUGUUUUAGUCUUCUUGAGUUUUUAGAUAUAAGUUAUAAUAACUUGCAUGGUCAUAU